Varroa destructor (honeybee mite) is the source of this 2203-nucleotide messenger RNA. RefSeq lists its product as uncharacterized. The record is from RefSeq and is a predicted model, not a curated record. Gene Ontology annotation, molecular function: nickel cation binding. Lineage: Eukaryota; Metazoa; Arthropoda; Arachnida; Mesostigmata; Varroidae.
UGUGCGCUCACGAUAUUGUCCAACUAGUACGACGAAUCAUUAGCAACUAAGGACUCUUCUACAAGGAUAGCAGAUGAAAAACAUGUAGCCGAUCGUCUAUGACCAGACGGAUUGUUUUAUGCGAAAUGAAGCAAGUUCCACAGACGACGGUAGUAUCGGCUGCAACACUAGACAGCCCAGCGUCAGCAACGAUUGUUCGAGAACCGAGACUCGUAUUCCUAAAUUUGCUACAGAUAUGCGACAGCGCUUUGCCUAUCAGCGGUUUCACCCACAGCGGCGGUAUCGAGGCCGCCUGGCGUCGUGGCGCGAUUCCGACCAUCGAUCACCUGCAACGAUUCCUCAAGAUCUGCAUAAUAGCAACUUGUUCACAACAAGUGCCAUACGUCGCUGCUGCAUAUGCUGCGCUGACCUCGCCACAAGCCGAACCUGAUUCAACAGCUCCGGCCUUCAACCUUCAGGCGAACUCAACUGACGUUGAUGGCGACAUACCUGAGUGCAUCCGCCGGUUGACAAAGCUGGACCGACUGUUGUCCGUCAGCCUAAGCAACCAUGUAGCCCGACGCGCCUCCCUUCAACAAGGCCGAACACUUCUAUCGCUUGCAAUUGAGGUGUUUCCCAGUACGGCUCCGUUACACCGUCUAGAAAUGCUACGUGUUAACAGCGCCGUGCGGCUGAGUGAUCAUGAUUCUGAUGAGAAAGCAGCUAGUUUUACCCCGCCCAGUGGUGUGAACUUCGUGGAAGGUCCUAACCAGAGGCGGCUGGCGCGAUUCGAAGGACAUUUAGCCGUUGUGUUUGGAGCUGUAUGUGCGCUUCUGGGUGCACAACUAUCAGAGACACUGGACGCGUUUGCGUUUUCCACGUUGCGAAAUUCGCUAUCGGCCGCUAUCCGCCUAGGCAGAAUUGGCCCGGUGCAAGCGCAAACACUGCAGCAUAGCCUCAGUGAUUUUUGCGUGCGAGCUGUCGAACGUUACUCUCAACAACGAUGUGGAGAAGAAGACCAUCAGGCCUCGCCAACAGUAGACCUGUACCAGAAUUCGCAAGAUCGACUGUUCACAAAAAUGUUCUAUUCAUGAUUUCCAGUUUGAGUCAGAUGAGCGCCUCUAAAUGAUUAGACGUCAUCAGCCAUUUAAUGCUGUCAAGUUGUUAAAAGUUGUCCUUUAUCAAAAUAGUACUAUAUUUGACAAUGGGGUAACGGAAAUGGUCAGCGUCGUACAGGGAAUACGAUUUGCCCAAACAGGCAAUCGAAACCAUUUGCUAUUCUCACUCCUCAUCGAUAACCUAUCCUUACACAUCAAGCAGCAAUUUCGCUUCAUAAAGAAGACAAUUCCAUUAUGCUGCACCUGCAACAGACACCGGUUAUUCUGCACAACUAUGAUAAACGACUUCGCUUUUGCCUUUAGACGAAGAGCGGCGCCGUGAAGUUCAGAAGAGGAGACUGAAAAAGCCUAGAAAUAGUCAACUCUAUAAAAUAUUUUCGUUUUAACAACAGCUGGCAGAUCUUUUAUAGCGAACAUCGAGGGAACAAAGUGGUAACGACAGUCACUUUCGGGGAACCGUAAAAGCUGCGGGUGGAUUCUGCGAUCGAGUGACGUUAUAUGACGAUCACACCAAGUGCCACUUAGAUUAUCAAAACGGCCUUGCGUAUCUGUCAGCUCUAACACCUCAUUAAACGUUGAAGAUCUGCAAUCUGCAAAACCUUCAAUAUCUGCGCGAAACAACAGCAUAUCGUAUCUUCAUGAUCAAACACAGGAUGCUGGUUAUGACGUCGGCAAUAAUGGAUAAUGGUUAGAAGCGUACUAACAAAAAUAAUCGUAUGUAGAUAACUUACUAUGUCUUGAUAACAAUCAUAAGUAUGAUCGGAUAAGAUAGCUAGAUACAUUCUGUUACAUUCAAGAUAAUAAAUCUAGAAGUAUUGAAAGAAAUAAAAAAUUGGAUACAAAUUCAUUAAAUAAAUCGAAAAAGGCCACGAAGCUCGUUCGGUUCUCAACGCUAGGCUUUGACGAAUUACAUAAUUAAUUAGCGGAGCUCGUACUCUAAACAUCUAACUCAUUGCCUUUAUGGUCGAUGUUCAAAUAUAACGGUCGCUCGGAAAUUAACUUAUUUCUGUUUGUCCGUAGCGUGGUUAAAGUAAUACAUGUAUUUCAAUGCACCUUCAAUGUGAAUAGGACAGUGCUAAUCCUUAAAUAUAAAAAGCCAUGACGUC